Ficedula albicollis (Collared flycatcher) is the source of this 1397-nucleotide messenger RNA. RefSeq names its product G protein-coupled receptor 143 (gene GPR143). Bases 71 to 1249 code for a protein of 392 amino acids. Gene Ontology annotation, biological process: regulation of calcium-mediated signaling; G protein-coupled receptor signaling pathway; melanosome organization. Gene Ontology annotation, cellular component: plasma membrane; melanosome membrane. The record is from RefSeq and is a predicted model, not a curated record. Lineage: Eukaryota; Metazoa; Chordata; Aves; Passeriformes; Muscicapidae. The transcript is spliced from 8 exons. Gene Ontology annotation, molecular function: L-DOPA binding; L-tyrosine binding; L-DOPA receptor activity.
UGAAUGCUGCUGUGGGGAAGCAACAGCAUUCUCUGCUGCUCCUGGGGCCCCUCCAGCAGUCGGAUGUUUCAUGGCUUCUCCAAGGUUAGAAACCUACUGCUGCCCAAACCGGGAUGCAGCUACACAGCUGGUGAUGAACUUCCAGCCCGAAGUCUUCUGCGGAGUCUGCAUUGGCAGUGCCUCCAUCAGCCUGCUACUGACCAUCCUGCAGCUCCUGCCAAAGAAGGGACAGAGCCCACGGAAGAUGCCCAAAGCCUCCUCCUCCUCCACUAUCCUUCUCCUUAUCUCCAUUUGUGACAUCCUUGGAGGCUUAGGUAUGAUCUUCAGGUCAAGUGUAUGGCUGGGCUUCCCAGGCUUCAUAGCUAACAUUUCUGUGGUGAACGGGACAGACGUGUGGCCUUCCACGUUCUGCGUGGGGAGCGCGAUGUGGAUCCAGCUGUUAUAUAGCGCUGGCUUCUGGUGGUUGUUUUGCUAUGCUGUUGAUUCUUACUUGGUGGUGAGAAGAUCAGCUGGACUAAGUACCAUUGUGCUGUACCACAUGAUGACCUGGGGCCUUGCAGUGAUGCUCUGUGUGGAGGGGAUUGCUCUGCUCUACUACCCUUCUCUCUCCAGCUGUGAAAAUGGCUUGGAACAUGCAAUCCCACAUUACAUCACAACCUAUGCCCCACUCCUGCUAGUGCUUGUGGCCAACCCAAUCCUGUUUAGGAGGACAGUAUCAGCAGUUGCCUCGUUACUGAAAGGGAGACAAGGGAUUUACACAGAGAAUGAAAGACGUCUGGGGACAGAGAUCCAGAUGCGCUUCCUCAAAAUUAUGCUGGUGUUUGUUAUUUGCUGGUCAUCCAAUAUCAUCAACGAGACCCUUUUGUUCUAUCUCGAAAUGCAGCCAGAUAUCAAUGAAAUGCCCCUGAAAAACAUCAGGAGUGCUGCACUGAUCACCUGGAUUAUAAUGGGGGUCCUUAAUCCCAUGCAGGGCUUUCUCUUCACGUUAGCUUUCUAUGGCUGGACAGGAUGGAGAGUGGACCUGAAAUGGCGAAAAAGAGAAAUCCCCUGGGAAUCCAUGUCCUCAUCCACAGCAGGGGAAAACGCCUUCCCCUCGCCAGUGAACUACCAGAGCAACAUCCACGACUCCAAGAAGAUCUCCACGACUGACAGCCAGCAGACCGACGAGGCCAUAAGCAUGUUGUCUGAAGGGAACACGAGCAGUGAUGAGAGGUUAACCAGAAGCUCUCCCAUCUACCAGGGCUGGUAGUUGUUUUAGCUGGAUCUAACUUUUCCUGGAUCUAACUUUCCGCCUUGUCGAUAUUCACAAAGCCACGUCCGUGUGUGAAUCAUUGCGUACUCUGGAAUUAGGUUUGUGCUCAAUGGCUUGGUGUCAUUUCCUGUAACUUGUGACACUG